Molecule: messenger RNA, 6396 nt
Organism: Hemicordylus capensis (graceful crag lizard)
Lineage: Eukaryota; Metazoa; Chordata; Lepidosauria; Squamata; Cordylidae
Product: zinc finger protein 436-like
Exons: 4
Coding region: 382-2106 (574 amino acids)
Biological process (GO): regulation of transcription by RNA polymerase II
Cellular component (GO): nucleus
Molecular function (GO): DNA-binding transcription activator activity, RNA polymerase II-specific; RNA polymerase II cis-regulatory region sequence-specific DNA binding
Source: RefSeq, a predicted model, not a curated record
GGCAGGAAGGCGGAGAGGCGGGUUGGGGGGCGGAGGAUCAUAAAGAAUAGAGAGAGAGAAGAUCAGAGAUCGUGGUGGUGGGAAGGGGGUGUCUCCUUGCAUUUCAGCUGCAAAGAGAAUCAAGCUGCCGCCACUGCAAAUUGCAACUGGGGGGGGUCCCCUUCCCAGUCACCGAAGGCUGAAGAUCUUAUGCUGCGCCAAAACGGCCUUUAAUAAAGAUCUCGAGCCAGACAGAGACUUUCUCAUUGUUUGAAUUGUUCGGAUCGGAAUCCUAGAGCAGCUUCCCCCUCACAGCCCCCUCGGAAUCUGCAGCUCUUUUUGCUCCUGAACCGAAGACAUCAGGAGCCAGUGGCCUGCAAGGAGUUGUCGUGGGGUCAGAUCAUGGAAGAUGAGUGGCUAGUUGCAGAUCCAAAUGAAAAACCAGUCUACAGGGAAACUCACCCAGAGACCUGUGAAAGCCUGAUGGCUUUGGCAGGAUCUCCAACUUCCAAAUCCAAUGAGAUUUACCUGGUAGACGAGGAAGAGGAACCUUGUAUCCCAGAGCCUGGCAAAAGAGAGACCUCAAGAAGAGCCAAUUUAGGCGAGGGCUUGGGCAGUGAGGAGGAAGAAGAGAGUGAAGAGGAAGAUGUCCAACAGCAGGACAGUCCUGAAGUGGUGGAGCUGGAUGCCAGCAUGGUUUCUGGGGACUGUAAGAGCUUCCGUUGGAGAGUGGUCCAGCAGGUUGGCGGCGGCCAAGUUCUGGCAGGGGAGGGGCCGCCAAUCAUGGUCCUCCAGAAGGGCUACGAGUGCGAGGACUGUGGGAAAGUGUUCAGCUGCAGCUCUCACUACAGCAAGCAUCGGCGCACGCACACCGGUGAGCGCCCCUUCCGUUGCGGGGACUGCGGCAAGAGUUUCAACGUCAGCUCCAACCUUUACCGGCACCAGCGGGCCCAUGCCAAUGCCAGCGCCACCCCUGUCGCUCCCACGCCCUCCCUGCUGCCCAGCCGCGGCUUGCCCUAUCAGUGUGCCGACUGUGGCCGGUGCUUCCGCCGCAACACAGAGCUCGUGACUCACCAGCGCCUCCACACGGGCCGUUUGCCCUUCCAGUGCAGCGACUGCGGCAAGAGCUUCUCGUGGAGUUCGCACUUUGUCCGGCACCUGAGGAUCCACACCGGCGAGAAGCCCUACCCGUGCAAUGAGUGUGGCAAGCGCUUUAGCCGCAGCUCCCACCUCUACCGCCACCAGCGCACCCACGGCACCAAUGCGGCGGCCAAUGUCACCCGCGCCUACAUCUGCACCUACUGUGGGCGGAGCUUCAGCACCACCCUGCACUUUGACCAGCACCAGCGCACUCACCGUGGCCGCAAGCCCUACAAGUGCACCCUUUGCGGCAAGGCCUUUGCCGACGGGUUGGCCCUGGUGAAACACCAGCGCCUGCACUUGAUGGGAGGGGACCAGAGUCACCAGUGUUCUGAGUGUGGGCAGAGCUUUGGAGGGCGGUCGCAGCUGGCCCGUCACCGGCGGCUCCACGGCACCGCCGACAAGCCCUACGGGUGCAGCGAGUGUGGGCAGAGCUUCAGUGCUCGCAGCCAGCUGGCUCAGCACCGGCGGCUCCACAUCUCAGCUGACAAGCCGUACCACUGCGGGGAGUGUGGGUUGAGUUUUACAUGGAGCUCCCACUGGGAACGGCACCGGCGCAUCCACACUGGAGAGAGGCCGUACUCCUGCGGGGACUGUGGCAAGUGCUUUGGGCGCACCUCCCACCUUUACCGGCAUCAGCGCACGCAUGCUGGGGGCCAACCUCACGUCUGCCCGGACUGCGGCAAGAGCUUCAACAGCACCUUGCACUUCCAGCGCCACCAACAUGCCCACCAUCUUGACCCAGACAGUGCUCAGUUCCCUGCCCACACGUGUGGGGACUGUGGCAAGCCCUGUGCCAACGCCUCAGCCCUGCUUAAACACCAGUGUGCGCACACGGGUGAGAGGCCGUAUCCCUGCCCUCAGUGCGGGCGCCGCUUUCGUGGCACCUCACACCUUUACCGGCACCUCCGUAGCCAUGGCCACAGGGCAGAGGAGACUGUGCUUCUGCCAGCUUCUACACAGUGUGAAGAGAUCGCGCCAUGCUAAAGAGCCAAGCAAGCCCGCCCACCCUAGAGAGCGUUUGGCUAAAUGGGGCAGAGAGGAAAGAGCCCAGAGAGCCGUGUCCCUAGCAGACAGACAUUCAGUACUCCUGAAAAGAAUUCCCAAGGUGUCAGGGCCCAGUCCAAAGUCCAUUGGGGGCCGUUCCCAUUCAAAAUAUGUUCUCUGGCCCAACAUUCCAUUUUAAUUUCUGAGGUACAAAGGAAGCAAACCGAUGUUUUAUUGGACCUAUUUAGGUUGGCAUAAGGGCAAGCAAGGUUUCAGGUUUACUCUUUUAUCAGGUACAUUUUGCCUGAUCAAACGUUCUGCAAAACACACAAACUUCCUUGCUCAUACAUCUAUCUAACCUGGUCCAGAACAAAAUAUUUUUUCAACCUCCUCUAUAACUCCGCUGCUUUGCCAUCAGGAUGGCAGCCAGGAUCUCUUCGGUCCCUGAGUGCAGGCGAGUGCACCAAGCAUCCCUGUCUCUGUGACUUGUGUUCUGAGUAGCAAACUGGACUUGCUGAAGAACCAAGGGAAAGAGUUUGGGCAGAGUCAUGGUAGACCAGGUCAAGGAAAAUAGUCACAUAGCCCAGAAAGGAAGGAAGGCAGCUCUGCGCCAAAGAAACAGAUUCUGUGCCCAGAGUAAAUUAUGGAAAUCACACACAACUGGCAUAGAUAAGUUGCAUGAUGGAUUCUCAUGACAGUAUGUGGGUUUUUUGUUUGUUUUGGAGAAUUCAAUGUGAUUUGGGCAGGAACUUGAGAGGGGAUGGAGCAGGCCUGUUUGAAUGAGAGAGAAGUAGUAGCAACAUUAAAUAGGGCCACAGGAACCAGUGUAAGAUAGUAUGUCUGUUUUAGGGCAUGGCUUGAGGGCACAUGAUGCAGCCACCUUAUUGAAAUAAUGGUCUGGUAAGUGCUUUGAUAGGAGACUGUCUGAAAACCCCAUGUGAGCUGUCUUGAGUUCCAUGAUGGAAGAAAGGUAGGAUAUAAAUAUAAUACCUAACAACAAGAAUCCCACCUCCAUCACUGAGGGCCAUCUCCAUCCUAAGAGGCAAGAUGCCUCUCAAUACCAGUUGCAGGGGAGCAACAGCAGGAGAGAGGGUAUGCACAUACCUCUUGCCUAUGGGCUCCCCAGAGACAUCUGCUGGGCCACUGUGUGAAACAGGAUGCUGGGCUAGAUGGGCCUUGGGCCUGAUCCGGCAGGGCUGUUCUUAUGUUCUUAUACAUAAAUUUUGGCCAACCGAAUCAUCUUUGGCCCCCGCAGGCUAUCGGCACUGAUUCGCAAACAUUUCACAAAUUGCUCUUGCUUGCUUGAAGUUAGGCAUGCCUGAUCUCAUUAAAUAUUGUUCGACAUGUGCACGGACCAAGGUAUGAACUGGUUUGGCACCACGGAGAGGGGAGUAAUAAGCAGGAUCUUUUAAAAAGAGAGCAGGUCCUUACCUGCGCUCUCCCGUUGCAUGCAGCUUCCUGCUGUGACAGCGCUGCCCCCAAGAACCCACGCGUGGCACGUGAGUGGGUACCAUUUGCGUGGUCAGCAUGGUGUUGCUGGCCACACACAUGGCGUCUGCGCGGGCACCAUGUGUGUGCCGAUGUUGGGGCAGGUUCUUGGGGCAGCACCGUAGCAGCAGGAAGCUGCAUGUGGUGGUGGAGGAACUGCUCUUCUCUUUUUUAAAAAGAUCUCCUCGCCGCUCCACUCCCCACGGCACCGAACCGGUUCUGACCUCGUCUGAACCGGUUCAGUGCCGAGCCAGUACAUAAACCUUGGUUUGUGCACAUCCCUAAAUAUUGUAACCAUAUUUUUAUAAGAUAUUUAGGGCUAGUUUAUAUAAAUAUAAACCAUCAACAAAUGAUAAAGGUUUUCCUAGAGUGUACCACUUCAGGCUACAAGGAACGGGUUGCAUGACUGAAUACUCCCCUUGAAUAAAACUCCCCACACAUAGAAAACUAAUAUAUCAAGGAUCCUUCUUUCUGGCAUGCUAGUUGCCUAUGGGAAGGCUUUGCCCCAUCCCAUAGGGAGUAUUCAGUUAUGAGGUUUUCCUUCUGCAGCCCAAAGCAGUACAGUUCAGGUAGAGCUUUACCACUUGAUUAUGCCACCUAUGGGCAGAAAAGUGGGAUUAAAAAAAAAAAAAAAGUAAACUGAACAUAUGAAGUAGCUCUACAAGGUCUCAGGCAGACAUCUUUCCUGAUCCUGUUACCAAAGUCCUUUAAAGAGGAAAUACUUGGGAUGGAACCUGGGACCUUCCUAAUAGAGAUCAUAUGCUGUACCACUGAGCUAGAAUCCUAGACCAGAGGACAUAUUUCAUUGCAACAUGGGUCAAAUCACUGGCUUUUAAAUGGACAUUGGAUUGGGUUGUAAGGGAGGCGAUAGAUUAGGUGAGUAGAUUAGAUAGCAGAUAAGUAGAGCAGUAUGGUGUAGUAGGCAGGGAAAUGGACGUCAAUGCAGAGCUGGACAGUUCCUGCGAUAGAAAGCUUGGGAUCUCUCAUUCCAUGUAAACCCAUCAGAGCAACUGAAGGAGAUCCCCACCCUACUCCCACUAUAAAAAGGAAGCAGCCCAAAUUGAAAUGAUCCAUCAGACCCAUCUUUUUUCGUGCCUCAGAUCUAGCAACCCUUUCUCUUAAUGGCUGAGCCAAAAUAGCAAGAAUGAGAAUCGGAAAAGUGUGCCUAUGUACUUUUCUGUAUGGGAUGACCUGAGAACCACUUUCACAAGAGACCUUGGCCUGCCUUCCAUCCACUUUUAUUUUGCAUUUCUGACAUCUGCACAAUGAUUUCACUUUGUGCAUGUUCAGACAUCAACAUGUUUGCUCUCCUAGAGUACAUCAGCAUCAGCAGCGCCCUCUCAUUGCACCAUGCCUCUUUCCUGGUGACUUGUGUACACUGAUCAUUUACUCUCCUAGCUAGAGGCUAGGAGACCAAACACAGUCAAGCACUGGAUUGUGGACCAGCCUGCUCUCUUGAGUUCAUUUUCUGGCGUUGUUAAGGUUAUAUGUAUAAUCCUUGAGUAUUUAGGUGCCCAAAUAAGGAAACAAAAGCCCACUUUUAAAUAUCCAAUUUUGAUUUUCCCAUUAGGUUUGCCAACUGGGGGGAAAAACAAAACAAAGGGCCUGGCCUGUUGCUUCCCCUUGAAUGGAGGCUUAGUCAGCGGACACAGCUUUUCAUGGCAUGGACCUAAACAUAACCAGUUUCUAACUGUUGCCGAUCAAACCACUGUUAAAGGGACAGCUACAAGUGCUGUCCCUUUUAAAAGUGCUUUUAAAAGUUGUUAACCCUAUUCAUCUUGUUCAUUCACUUUUUUGUGUUUAUGGAGCAAUCCAACACUACAGAAAAGCUAAAACCUGACAUUUCUGCUGUUCCAAAGAAGAGCCAACUCAACCCUAUCAGCUUAAAAAAAGGUCAUUCAUCACUCUGUUCCAUCCACCCAUCUUUUCUGAGGCUCAUGCCACACCUUCCCACUUGGCUUUGAAGGUCCACUAUAUUUAGAUUUGGGGAGGAGAGCUGGUCUUGUGGGAGCAAGCAUUAAUUGUCCCCUUUGCUAAGCAGGGUCCACCCUGGUUUGCAUUUGAAUGGGAGACUACAUAUUCCCUUUAAGGGAUGGAGCCGCUCUGGGAAGAGCAUCUGCGUGCUUGCAGAAGGCCCCAAAUUUCCUGGCAUCUCCAAGACCAGGCUGAGGGAGACUCCUGCCUGUGACCUUGCAGAUACUGCUGCCAGUUUGUGUAGACAAUACUGAGCUAGAUGGACAAAUGGUCUGACUCAGUAUAAGACAGCUUCCUAUGUUCCUACUAUUCUAGCUGUCAGGCCAGAUGAGGGAGAAAGCGCCUUGCAGUUGCCUAGCAAUCACGUGAUACACUCCUUAACCACUUCCAGGUUAACCAAGAAAGAUGUUGGGGAGCAUAUUUUCAAAGGGCUCAUUUUCCCCAUCCCAGACUAAUGAAAUGGGUGAUGAGUGCAGAUGGGGGGGGGGAGUGGAGGCCCCCUUCAGAGCUAGGUGUACUUUCCCAUUGGCCCAGCAAUCUCAAUAGGCGUGCACCAUCUGCAGAAGAGGGGCAGUAGCCUGUCGAAAGAUGGUUAGAAGAAAGCUUUCCUUAAGAAGGACUGACCCCACAUGUAGAAACCCUUGCCUGUCGACUGCAGCCACCGCCAGGAAACCAGCUGCGCCCUAAGAUAAAACCUGCAGUGGCUGACUGACUGACUGCCCUGAAAGAUGGCUGCCUUUCUGAUCCAGCUGAGUCUGAAGUGAGCAGGAAUUUGUGUGUGUUGUGAAUAAAAUAGAUUAGGGGAAUAAAAAAAAAAAUCUUGUUCUA